AUGGCAACCACCCUCGCCACUGACGUUCGCCUCUCCAUUGCGCACCAAACCCGCUUUGCCUUCCGCCUCGCCUCCGCUAUCUCAUCCAACCCCGAGUCUACUAUCAACAAUGCCGCAUUCUCUCCGGUCUCCCUCCAUGUCGCGCUUAGCCUCAUCACCGCUGGCGCGGGGGGCGCCACCCGCAACCAACUCGCCACGACACUGGGAGAAGGCGAGGUUGAGGGACUCCACGCGCUUGCUGAGCAGGUGGUGCAGUUCGUGCUCGCCGACGCGUCCAGUGUCGGUGGUCCGCGCGUCGCCUUCGCCAACGGCGUUUUCGUGGACGCGUCGCUGCAGCUCAAGCCAUCCUUCCAGGAGCUCGCAGUGUGCAAGUACAAGGCCGAGGCCCAGUCCGUGGACUUCCAAACUAAGUGUAAAAUCACUUUGAGGCUUAAGUAUGUCAUGCAAUUGUUUCUCCCAAAGGCCGCAGAAGUUACUGCUCAAGUGAACUCAUGGGUAGAGAAAGUCACAACUGGUCUCAUCAAAGAUAUUCUCCCCGCAGGAUCUAUUGACAAUAACACUAGACUUGUUCUUGGCAAUGCCCUUUAUUUCAAAGGAGCUUGGACAGAUCAAUUUGAUCCACGUGGAACAGAAAUCGACUACUUCUACCUUCUUGAUGGGAGCUCAAUUCAAUCACCAUUCAUGUACAGCUCAGAAAAACAAUACAUUUCUUCUUCUGAUGGCUUGAAGGUACUGAAGCUUCCUUACAAGCAAGGUGGGGACAAGAGGCAGUUCUCCAUGUACAUCCUUCUUCCAGAAGCACGAAGUGGUAUCUGGAGCUUGGCAGAAAAGUUGAGUGCCGAACCAGAGUUCCUGGAGCAGCAUAUCCCAAGGCAGAAGGUUGCACUCAGGCAAUUCAAGCUCCCCAAGUUCAAGAUAUCAUUUGGAAUUGAGGCAUCUGAUUUGCUCAAAGGUUUGGGUCUGCAACUGCCAUUCGGUGCUGAAGCAGAUCUUUCAGAAAUGGUGGAUUCCCCAAUGGCACAGAACCUCUACAUCUCAUCCAUUUUCCACAAAGCAUUUGUCGAAGUGAACGAAACAGGAACCGAGGCUGCAGCAACAACUAUUGCUAAAGCAGUCCUGCGACAAGCACGACCGCCCUCGGUCUUGGAUUUCAUCGCGGAUCAUCCUUUCCUCUUCCUUAUCCGGGAAGACACUUCCGGUGUGGUUCUAUUCAUCGGUCAUGUGGUCAAUCCCCUCCUAUCAUCAUAA
Messenger RNA from Triticum turgidum subsp. durum (durum wheat), 1248 nucleotides. NCBI's taxonomy places the organism in Eukaryota, Viridiplantae, Streptophyta, Magnoliopsida, Poales, Poaceae. The record is from the annotation of a GenBank genome assembly.